This is a messenger RNA of Linum trigynum, 3071 nucleotides long. The record is from the annotation of a GenBank genome assembly. Lineage: Eukaryota; Viridiplantae; Streptophyta; Magnoliopsida; Malpighiales; Linaceae.
GGUGUAAAAGUUUAAUUAUAUUAUAUGGUCGACACUCGACAAUCACCACCUGCCUACCUCGACAAUGGAACGUAACUAAUGGUAACUUCUCAACUUCGAUAUACAUAUAUAUAUAUAUAUAUAUAUUAAUUUUAUAUAAUUACAAAUUAAACUAUUGACCAAAAGAAGAUCAAGAAGAAGAAUCUAAAAGCACGUACGUAAAAAGACUAGUUGUUUAUAAGCGAAAAGAAGGCAUGUGCAUGGCACUAUCUUGUUCUAAGCAAAAAAAAAUAUAAUUAUUGUGAAGAAAUAUCCCAUAGAUUAAUUGUGGGUAGUAAAAACAUAUUUUUUCCACAUAGAACUAGAUUAACUUACCCCCUAGUUUCUUGUUUAUUCUUCCAAUGCCUCGUUAAACCUUAACCUUCGGAUCUUACUCCACCCACGCACGAAUCUCUUAAUUCUUGGUCAAUUCGCCGUUUCAAUCCUUUCAUCUAAAGAUUAACUAUCGUUGUAAAUAGUUGCUACUUUUUUUUCACCUCAUCUCGUUUUGGAAUCAUUCUUUCUGGAUCGAUCUCUACACAAAGAAACACUUACUAAACAAAAGAAGGUAUUUUGACAUAAAUUCGAGUCCAACUAAAUGAAAGAUGGAUCCUCAAGUCUAAUCGCUUAUUUGAAGUUACAGUGUUGUGUUUCUUUCCUACAAAACAUACGUUAGAACGAGUACAUUUGCUCUCUGAUCCAUGCAAAACAUUUUUUUUUCAUUGGAUCUCUCUGCCAAAGAGAAAAAUUACAUAUCUUAUAUCCAAACAAAUAUGCAACAAAUAAACUGUAUAACCAAGACAGAAAGUCGAAUCUCUCUGCAAUAUGCGAGGUUACAAAAACAAGACUUUUCAGGUCACUAAAUGAGCCAACUAGUUACCUACGUGAACAACAAAAACUUCAAAGUAUUCCCUUGCCCUGAAUCCAAAAAAAUGUCAAUCUCUUGAAGUAUAGACCCAAUCUUUGCAUCCAUUAAACCCUAAUUCUGCACUUGUGUAUUAUGACCUUAGCAUCCUCACGAAUCAUGAGAUUUAUGCAAUUGCAAUCGGUCACACUCCAGCAGACAAUCACGGAGGGCCUAUCUCUCUAGCAAAUAUGCGUUGGUUAUUUCUUCAUAACAGUGUCCUCCCGUCAUAAUUAGUCUCCCAUCAACAUCUUAAAGAACGUAACACUGCUAAAUCAUGACCAACCAAACUUGUUGCACCAUCAAAGAAAGCCCUCAAAUGAUUCGAAGGGGAGACCUUAUUCAAAACCAUAGUGUCUUUUCAUAAUUGUCCACACGAAUAUUACCCAACAUAAACUCGAAUUUAGGAUUGGCUUGGAUGCAAAAUAUUAAGGUACCAAAGGCCCCAUUGCUGUUCUUAGAUGGUAAUGGUAUAGACAACCGCGAGAUGCAGCCCAUACUUCACAACUUGGCCCGUUGGAUCUCUUAUCCGUGGUCGGCCUCUAGUAUUGGGCCUUUAGCCCAAAAAUCGCACUCCCGUUGGCUUUUUUGCCACGUAACUCUCAGCCCGCCAAUUAAGGCGGCUGCGCCAAAUAAACUCCGUAAACAUCCCCCCACCACCGCCACCAUCAUUCCGCCAGUCUGAGCAGCGCAUUUUCUAAUCUCUCCACCGUCUCUCCGGUUGACAUCUCCGAACUGCCGAACACAAUUCUCCUCUAGCCGACGAAACCCCACCGGCCGAAGCAGCAUCGCUCCGUCAAUCAAAGGUACGCCUAUUCAUCCGUUGCUACCUUCUCUCGCUGUUCCAUUUCUGUCUUGUUUCUCUCUGCAAUUGAUUGGAUCUCACCUGGAAACCGCAGCUCCGCCGGUAAACUCUUCGCAUCUGCUAGCUAACGUGUAAUCAAUUAGUUUCCAAAUAUAGCUUGGAUUGAUAAUUGAAAUUGGAAUUGGUCCCUGGUAGUUCUUUCCCAGCUCGAUGAAGAACGACAGGGGUCUAUGAAUUGCUGGUCAAAAUCUAGGAAUUCGGAUUGCAAUUGGAAAUAAGGUUUCUGCCAAUUCUGCUCGAUUGAACAAUCUAGGGAUUGAUUUCCUUUUCCCUCGAAUUGGGAAUCGGUGGAUUUUUGUUCUCUUGUUUAACACUAUUUUGGAUCCUGUAGGGGAAGAAGGGAAGAGGUUAAAUAUGGUUAAAGCUUACACACAGGAGCAUGUCUACAAGCAUCCAUGGGAGAGGGUAACAUCAGCAUCAUGGCGGAAGUUCUCCGAUCCGGAGAACAAGCGCACAUUGAACCACAUCCUAGCAGUGGAGACGCUGAACCAGAAGCUCGACCCUCAAACGGGGAAGCUCUACACGACUCGUGCCCUGACCGUCCACGCUCCUGGCCCUUGGUUCUUGCACAAGAUCGUGGGGCAGGACAUCUGCAACUGCGUGGAGUCGACCGUCGUGGAUGGAAGGAACAAGUCGAUGCAGCUCAGUACCCGUAACAUUAGCCUCGAGAAGUUCAUCGAGGUGGAGGAGAGCAUAAGGUAUGAUCCUCACCCGGAUAACCCCAGCGGGUGGACGAUUUGCAAGCAGCAGACGAGCAUUCGGAUCAAGCCGUUGUCUGCCCUGGCAUCGAUGGCCGAGAAGUUGGAGCAGAAGUGCGCGGAGAGGUUCAUGCAGAACAGCGUGAAGGGGAGGGAGGUCAUGGAGAGGAUCUGUAAGUAUCUUGAAUCUGAACCCGCCUCGGGGAUUUCGUUGUAAUGCCUGAGUUACUGAACUGCUGGAAUCAGUUUCUAAUGUUGUUGUUGAUGAUGGGAGAGGGUUUUGACUAGAGGGGAGUGAUAGUGUGAUUAACAAUGCAAGCUAAACUAACUUAGUUUACUUUCCUCCUGGGAAAUGUAGGAAAUUGUUGUUCUUCAUUUUCAGUUCAAUUGCGAAUUUACGAUGUAUUUUGCUUUCUUUUCGAAAGUAAUAGAAUCAUAUCAGCUCGAUCAUCGGUAUGUGGUUGAACCAGGGCGACGAAGUAACAAUCGAUUUGCUAGUUGAAACAAGGUGUGGCAGGGAUGAUUCCGAGGCCUCUCAAAUACUCUGAAGCCUGCCUGCCAAUAACAUUAAACGGGAUUUUACUGU